This is a messenger RNA of Corylus avellana, 1739 nucleotides long. NCBI's taxonomy places the organism in Eukaryota, Viridiplantae, Streptophyta, Magnoliopsida, Fagales, Betulaceae. The record is from RefSeq and is a predicted model, not a curated record.
AUGGCUCAGUCAGAUAAUUGUGGCAAAGAUGGUAGAUGGUCUCUUGAGGGAACCACAGCUCUUGUUACUGGUGGAACCAAAGGAAUUGGGUAUGCUAUUGUGGAGGAAUUGGCAGGGCUUGGGGCUACCGUGCACACGUGUUCUCGAAAUGAAGCUGAUGUUAAUAAGUGCGUGAGCGAGUGGAAGAAGAAGGGCUUUAGAGUCACUGGUUCAGUCGCUGACCUUUCUUCUCGAGCCCAAAGAGAGGAGCUUAUGAACACAGUUUCUCAUGAAUUUAAUGGCAGAUUGAACAUCCUUAUAAAUAAUGUGGGAACCCAAAUUCCUAAAACAACCCUUGAGGUAACGGCUGAAGAUUUUUCGUUCCUCAUGGCUACCAACUUUGACUCUGCAUAUCACUUGAGCCAACUUGCGCAUCCUCUUCUAAAAGCAUCGGGAGUAGGAAGCAUUGUUCUUAUUUCUUCCAUUGGUGGAUUGUUGGCAAUAAGUGGUGCAUCCCUUUAUGGAGCAACUAAAGGAGCAAUAAACCAACUUACUAGAUGUUUGGCAUGUGAGUGGGCACGAGACAAUAUCAGGACCAACUGCGUUGCACCUGGGGCGAUAAAAACUCCUUUAUUUGAGAAGGUUGUUCACAAUGAGUACUUAAAAGUUUCAAAUGCACGAACACCUCUUGGACGACCUGGGGAGCCAGAUGAGACAUCAUCCUUAGUAGCAUUUCUCUGCCUACCUUCAGCCUCUUUCAUAACGGGACAGACAAUUUAUGUUGAUGGAGGGAUAUGGUCUCUUGAGGGAACCACAGCUCUUGUCACUGGAGGCUCCAAAGGAAUUGGGUAUGCUAUUGUGGAGGAAUUGGCAGCACUUGGGGCCACCGUGCACACAUGCUCUCGAAAUGAAGCUGAUGUUAAUAAGUGCGUGCGUGAGUGGGAGGCGAAAGGCUUCCGAGUCACUGGUUCAGUGUGUGACCUCUCUUCUCGAGCUCAAAGGGAGGAGCUUAUGAACACAAUUUCUCAUCAAUUUAAUGGAAAACUAAAUAUCCUUAUAAAUAAUGUGGGAACCAACAUUCUUAAACCAGCACUGGAUGUGACAGCUCAAGAUUUCUCAUUUAUGAUGGCUACCAACUUUGAAUCUGCUUACCACCUGAGCCAACUUGCGCAUCCUCUUCUAAAAGAAUCAGGAGCAGGAAGUAUUGUUCUCAUUUCUUCCAUUGGUGGAUUGUUGUCAUUAGGCGGUGCAUCCGUUUAUGGAGCAACUAAAGGAGCAUUAAACCAACUUACUAGAAGUUUGGCAUGUGAGUGGGCACGAGACCAUAUUCGGACUAAUUGCGUUGCACCAGCGGCGAUAAGAACCCCUUUAAUGGAUAAGGUAAAUGCAUUUACAAGCAAUUCCAAAGCUAUGGAAGUUUCAAAUGCAAGGACUCCUCUUGGACGACCUGGGGAGCCAGAGGAAGUAUCAUCCUUGGUGGCGUAUCUCUGCCUACCUGGAGCCUCUUACAUAACUGGACAGACAAUCUGUAUCGAUGGAGGGAUGUCUGCAUUUGGAUUAGACCCCCUAAGAGCAAUGACAGAAUGACAGAAUGACAGAUGAUCAGAUAUAAUAAAACCAAGCUUCUGAAUAAAUUUCCCAAGCACUCCAAAUAUUGUUCCUUCUAUGUCAUCUUUUUAAUGUUUGUUUUGAGCCAUCAUGCAUGUAUCGAAAUCUCAUAAUAAUAAACUUCAGCAGGGCUUGUCUCUGAUUUUAUCCGA